UGUCUGGACAUAAGAGAGCCAUCUUUUGCAAGCCCUGCUAAUAUCAGGAAUUGGGAGGAGUGAUGAUAUAGUGCUGCCGUUAUCUUCAACCGUUUGGGAGCACAAGACCUUUCAAACCACUGUAGAUAUGGAUAAAGAAGAGAGGAAGACUGUCAACCAAGGUCAAGAAGAUGAAAUGGAGAUUUAUGGUUAUAAUCUGAGUCGCUGGAAGCUUGCCAUAGUUUCUUUUGGAGUGAUUUGCACUGGCGGGUUUCUCUUACUCCUCCUCUACUGGAUGCCUGAGUGGCGGGUGAAAGCAACCUGUGUUAGAGCUGCAGUUAAAGACUGUGAAGUGGUGCUGCUGAGGACUACUGACGAAUUCAGAAUAUGGUUUUGUGCAAAAAUUCGCUUUCUCUCUUUGGAAACCUACCCAUUUUCCAUUCCAAAGUCUGUAGCUAAUAAGGUUCUGAAUGGCCAUGCAGUUCAUUUAAUCGAAAAUCCAGCUGAAGAGAACAGGCGUGAGAUGAAUAAAUAUUCACAGACUCAGUCAGAACAGAUUCGUUAUUUCACUCACCACAGUGUAAAAUAUUUCUGGAAUGAUGCAGUUCAAAAUUUUGACUUCUUAAAGGGACUGGAUGAAGGUGUUUCUUGUACGUCAAUUUAUGAAAAGCAUAGUGCAGGACUGACAAAGGGGAUGCAUGCCUACAGAAAAUUGCUUUAUGGAGUAAAUGAGAUUGCUGUGAAAGUGCCUUCUGUCUUUAAGCUUCUAAUUAAAGAGGUUCUCAACCCAUUUUACAUUUUCCAGCUGUUCAGUGUUAUACUGUGGUGCACUGAUGAAUACUAUUACUAUGCUCUAGCUAUUGUGAUUAUGUCUGUAGUAUCAAUUAUAAGCUCACUAUAUUCCAUUAGAAAGCAAUAUGUUAUGUUGCAUGACAUGGUGGCAACUCACAGUACUGUGAGAGUUUCAGUUUGUAGAGUAAAUGAAGAAAUAGAAGAGAUCUUUUCUACAGACCUUGUGCCAGGAGAUGUCGUGGUCAUUCCACUAAAUGGAACAGUUAUGCCUUGUGAUGCAGUGCUUAUUAAUGGUACUUGCAUUGUAAAUGAAAGCAUGUUAACAGGAGAAAGUGUUCCAGUGACAAAGACAAAUUUGCCAAAUCCUUCAGUGGACAUAAAAGGAAUGGGAGAUGAAUUAUACAGUCCGGAAACACAUAAGCGACACACUUUGUUUUGUGGGACGACUGUUAUUCAGACUCGUUUCUACACUGGAGAACUUGUCAAAGCCAUAGUAGUUAGGACAGGAUUUAGUACUUCUAAAGGACAACUUGUUCGUUCCAUAUUGUAUCCCAAACCCACUGAUUUUAAACUCUACAGAGAUGCCUACUUGUUUCUACUGUGUCUUGUAGCAGUGGCAGGAAUUGGGUUUAUCUACACAAUCAUCAAUAGCGUUUUAAAUGAGGUAGAAGUUGGGGUCAUAAUUAUUAAGUCUCUUGAUAUCAUUACAAUUACUGUGCCACCUGCACUUCCUGCUGCAAUGACCGCUGGUAUUGUGUAUGCUCAGAGAAGACUGAAAAAACUCGGCAUUUUCUGUAUCAGUCCCCAGAGGAUAAAUAUUUGUGGACAGCUGAAUCUUGUUUGUUUUGACAAGACUGGAACUCUUACUGAAGAUGGUUUAGAUCUUUGGGGGAUUCAACGAGUAGAAAGUACACGAUUUCUUUUGCCAGAAGAAAAUGUGUGCAAUGAGGUGUUGGUAAAAUCUCAGUUUGUUGCUUGUAUGGCUACUUGUCAUUCACUUACAAAAAUUGAAGGAGUGCUUUCUGGUGAUCCACUUGAUUUGAUAAUGUUUGAAGCCAUUGGAUGGAUUCUGGAAGAAGCAACUGAAGAAGAAACAGCGCUCCAUAAUCGAAUAAUGCCAACGGUGGUUCGUCCUCCCAAACAACUACUUCCUGAAACAACACCUGCAGGAAAUCAAGAAAUGGAGCUGUUUGAACUCCCAGCUAUUUAUGAGAUAGGAAUUGUUCGCCAGUUCCCAUUUUCUUCUGCUUUGCAACGUAUGAGUGUGGUUGCAAGGGUGCUAGGGGGUAAGAAAAUGGAUGCCUACAUGAAAGGAGCACCUGAGGUCAUUGCCAGUCUGUGUAAACCUGAAACAGUUCCUGUUGAUUUCGAAAAAGUUUUAGAAGAUUACACUAAACAGGGCUUCCGUGUGAUUGCUCUUGCACACAGAAAAUUGGAGUCAAAAUUGACAUGGCAUAAAGUACAGAAUAUUAGCAGAGAUGCCAUUGAAAACAGCAUGGACUUUAUGGGAUUAAUUAUAAUGCAGAACAAAUUAAAGCAAGAAACCCCUGCAGUACUUGAAGAUUUGCAUAAAGCCAACAUUCGCACUGUCAUGGUUACAGGUGACAACAUGCUGACUGCUGUCUCUGUGGCUAGAGACUGUGGAAUGAUUCUACCUCAGGAUAAAGUGAUUAUUGCUGAAGCAUUACCUCCAAAGGAUGGGAAACUUGCCAAGAUAAAUUGGCAUUAUGCAGACUCGCUAACACAGUGCAGUAAUUCAUCGGCACUUGACUCGGAGGCUAUUCCGAUUAAGUUGGCUCAUGAUAACUUAGAGGAUCUUCAGCUGACUCGUUAUCAUUUUGCAAUGAAUGGAAAAUCAUUUUCAGUAAUACUAGAGCAUUUUCAGGACCUUGUUCCCAAGUUGAUGUUGCAUGGUACUGUGUUUGCUCGCAUGGCACCUGAUCAGAAGACGCAAUUGGUAGAAGCAUUGCAAAAUGUAGAUUACUUUGUUGGGAUGUGCGGUGAUGGUGCAAAUGAUUGUGGUGCUUUGAAGAGGGCACAUGGAGGCAUUUCUUUAUCAGAGCUCGAGGCUUCGGUGGCAUCUCCCUUUACCUCUAAAACUCCUAGUAUUUCCUGUGUGCCAAACCUUAUCAGGGAAGGCCGUGCUGCUCUAAUGACUUCCUUCUGUGUGUUUAAAUUUAUGGCCCUGUACAGCAUUAUCCAGUACUUCAGUGUUACUCUCUUGUAUUCUAUCUUAAGUAACCUUGGAGACUUCCAGUUUCUCUUCAUUGAUCUGGCAAUCAUUUUGGUUGUGGUAUUUACAAUGAGUUUAAAUCCUGCCUGGAAGGAACUCGUGGCACAAAGGCCACCUUCAGGUCUUAUAUCCGGGGCUCUUCUCUUCUCCGUUUUGUCUCAGAUUAUCAUCUGCAUUGGAUUUCAAUCUUUGGGAUUUUUUUGGGUCAAGCAACAACCUUGGUAUGAAGUAUGGCAGCCACAUUCAGAUGCUUGCAAUACAUCAAGAAGCCUACAUUGGAAUUCUUCACAUUCAGACAAUGAAACUGAACUUGAUGCUCACAAUAUACAAAAUUAUGAAAACACCACAGUGUUUUUUAUCUCCAGUUUUCAGUACCUCAUAGUGGCAGUUGCCUUUUCAAAAGGAAAGCCUUUCAGACAACCUUGCUACAAGAAUUAUUUUUUUGUUACAUCUGUGAUUUUUUUGUAUGUUUUCAUACUAUUCAUCAUGUUGCAUCCAGUUGCCUCUGUGGACCAUGUUCUCCAGAUAGUAUGUAUACCGUAUCAGUGGCGUGUAACUAUGCUCAUCAUUGUUCUUGGCAAUGCCCUUGUAUCUAUCGUGGUGGAGAACUUCUUCCUUGACAUGGUCCUUUGGAAAGUUGUGUUCAAUCGUGACAAACAAGGAGAAUAUCGCUUCACCAUCACACAGCCACCGCAGGAGUCCGUGGAUCGGUGGGGGAAAUGCUGCUUGUCCUGGGCCCUGAGCUGUAGAAAGAAGACACCAAAGGCCAAGUACAUGUAUCUGGCACAGGAGCUCUUGGUCGAUCCGGAAUGGCCACCCAAACCUCAGACGACGACGGAAGCUAGAGCUUUAGUUAAGGAGAACGGAUCAUGUCAAAUCAUCACCAUAGCAUAGCAGAGAGGAGUCAGUCUCAGUGGCCUCAUAGCAGUAGUCAGGAGCGUGUUCUGACCCUGUGUGGUAGAAUGGCACUAUUUCGAUCUGUCCCUUCUGAUACGGUAGCGGAUUCGAGAACUUUGCUUUAGGAAAACAAAAAAGAGAGAGAAAAGAAAGCAGAAAAAGGUAUUGGCUUGACAGCAAUCAAUCUGUAAAGUCCCGUUUCUUCAUUCAGUAGGCUAAAUAUGAAUUUUCAGAAUUUCCAUCACCCCUCCGUAUAUUCUUUGUGCUGGGUAUAGGGGAAAUUUGGGCUUGGGUAGGUUCUUAGACAUUAGCUUUUGAGACUAGUUUACCCUUUAAAUUUAUUUUCAAGCCCCCUUAUUAGAAAAAGUCUGUUUAUAUACAGGCCCUAAAUCUGUGACCAAUAAAAUUAAAAUGGGUGUUAAUUAGCCUCCAGUGAAAACCAGUUGAAAGGCGAUUUUCAUUUGAUUGCAUGCUUUAUUCCAAAGAAUUCUAUAUAAACAUGUACCAGUUCCCUUUGAUAGCCUAGAGUUCGGAGUGAGUUUGUACAGUGUUGCUUAUAGAAACAACUCAGGUUGAUUUCCACUUAGGGUUUUUUAUGUUGUGUACAAACUGCCUGGGUUUUAUUUGUCUACAACAGCAAGGUGCUUCAUUGUCUUUUUGAGCUAUCUCGCUAAAGCUGUUAAAUGGUUCUUAUGUCAGUUAUGCAGUUUGUUUCAGUUAAAUGUAGUA
Tupaia belangeri chinensis (Chinese tree shrew) is the source of this 4630-nucleotide messenger RNA. RefSeq names its product ATPase 13A3 (gene ATP13A3). Gene Ontology annotation, molecular function: P-type ion transporter activity; polyamine transmembrane transporter activity; ATP hydrolysis activity. Gene Ontology annotation, biological process: polyamine transmembrane transport; intracellular calcium ion homeostasis. The transcript has 34 exons. The coding region runs from base 128 to 3898 and encodes 1256 amino acids. The record is from RefSeq and is a predicted model, not a curated record. Gene Ontology annotation, cellular component: late endosome membrane. NCBI's taxonomy places the organism in Eukaryota, Metazoa, Chordata, Mammalia, Scandentia, Tupaiidae.